GUCAAUUCAAUAUCCACAUCUAUCUUCAAUAUUCUUAGUUUAGAAUACUUCAUCUAAUUAUAGCAUAGUAUUCUUGCUAGCACUACUUAGCUUGAAUUUGAAGAUGGAGAAGAAUAGAGUCUAUGCAAAAACAAGGGAGGUUGAUGAUGAGAUGAAAUGGGUUCAUGAUUCUUCAUUUGAUCAUAAGGGAAGAGUUCCUCUCCGAGCUUCAACCGGUUCUUGGAAAGCCUCUCUCUUCAUUAUUGCAAUUGAGUUUAGUGAGAGGCUUAGCUACUUUGGAAUAGCAACUAGCUUGGUGAUUUACCUGACAAAGGUUAUGCAUCAAGACCUUAAGACAGCAGUUAGGAAUGUGAACUAUUGGUCUGGAGUCACCACUUUGAUGCCACUUUUGGGAGGAUUCUUAGCUGAUUCUUACUUGGGCCGCUACACCACUGUCAUUGGAUCAUGCAUUAUUUAUCUCAUGGGUUUGGUCCUACUUACACUAUCAUGGUUCUUACCAAGUUUAAAGCCAUGUAACCAUGCUAAUACAUGCAUUGAACCAAAGAAGAUUCAUGAAGUAUUCUUCUUCCUAGCAAUAUAUUUAAUAUCAAUAGGAACAGGAGGACAUAAACCAUCUUUAGAGAGUUUUGGAGCUGAUCAAUUUGAUGAUAAUCAUAUUGAAGAAAGAAGACAAAAAAUGUCCUUUUUCAACUGGUGGAAUUGUGGACUUUGUAGUGGACUCAUUCUUGGUGUCACAUUAAUUGUUUAUGUACAAGAUCAUGUGAAUUGGGGUGUUGCUGAUAUUAUUCUCACCUGUGUUAUGGCUUUUUCAUUGGUUAUUUUUGUGAUUGGAAGGAAAAUUUAUCGUUAUAGGAUUCCAAAUGGAAGCCCUUUGACUCCAAUGUUGCAAGUUGUUGUGGCUGCAAUUUCUAAAAGAAAGCUUCCUUAUCCCUCUAAUCCAAGUCAAUUAUAUGAAGUUUCAAAGUUUGAGGGUAAUAAUGGAAGAUUUUUAGCCCACACCAAGAAUCUCAAAUUUUUUGACAAGGCAGCAAUUGUUGAAAAUGAAGAAAAUUACUUAGCAAAGGAACAAAGUCCUUGGAAACUAGCAACAGUAACAAAAGUUGAAGAAAUGAAGCUUAUGAUCAACAUGAUCCCAAUUUGGAUAUUUACUUUACCAUUUGGAAUGUGUGCUGCACAAACAUCAACUUUCUUCAUCAAACAAGGUCAUAUAAUGGAUAGAAAAAUAGGAAACGGUUUUGAGAUUCCAUCAGCUUCAAUUUACACUAUUUCGGCUAUCGGUAUGAUAUUUUCUGUGGCAUUUUACGACAAAAUCCUCGUACCGGUAUUAAGAAAAAUAAGCGGAAACGAAAGAGGAAUGAACAUUCUUCAAAGAAUUGGUGUUGGAAUGGUUUUUUCAAUUUUUACAAUGAUAGUAGCUGCUUUGGUAGAGAGAAAAAGGCUUCAAGUUGUUGAAAUGAAUCCAUCAACCGGUUCACUUUCAAUGAGUGUUUUUUGGUUAGCGCCGCAAUUUCUAAUUAUUGGUUUUGGCGACGGUUUUACACUUGUUGGUUUACAAGAAUAUUUCUAUGAUCAAGUUCCUGAUUCAUUGAGAAGCUUUGGAAUUGGACUUUAUCUUAGUGUGAUUGGAGCUGCAAAUUUACUAUGUAGUUUGUUGAUAACAAUUAUUGAUCAUGUGACAAGUAAAUUUGGAAAAAGUUGGUUUGGUGAAGAUUUGAAUAGUAGUAGUUUGGAUAAAUUUUAUUGGCUAUUGGCAGCUAUAACCACAUUAAACAUGUUUAUGUUUGUGUUUUUUGCUCAAAGGUAUACUUAUAAGAAUGUUCAAAGUGUUGUUGUGGCUGAUUGUUAUGAUGGGAAAAGUGAUGAUGGUGGAGCAGGGAGAAUGGUGUGAAUUAUUAUUUAGUUCUAUUUUCUUGAAUACUAAAAUUUCAUGAAAUUAUAUAUAUAUGUUUGUAUGUACUAUCAAAGUCAUAUACUUUGUAAAUUUGGUUUUUAAUUGUGUGUUAGUUACUUUGGUGUGAGUUUUAAUGAAUAAUAAUCAUAGAAUAUUAUUGAUUGCUUAUUCAAUCCAAGAAUUUCUCAGCUUAUUUCUU
Molecule: messenger RNA, 2090 nt
Organism: Trifolium pratense (red clover)
Lineage: Eukaryota; Viridiplantae; Streptophyta; Magnoliopsida; Fabales; Fabaceae
Product: protein NRT1/ PTR FAMILY 5.6-like
Exons: 4
Coding region: 104-1888 (594 amino acids)
Biological process (GO): dipeptide transport; transmembrane transport
Cellular component (GO): membrane
Molecular function (GO): dipeptide transmembrane transporter activity; tripeptide transmembrane transporter activity
Source: RefSeq, a predicted model, not a curated record